Aspergillus clavatus NRRL 1 is the source of this 1083-nucleotide messenger RNA. Its product is annotated as NAD dependent epimerase/dehydratase. Gene Ontology annotation, molecular function: oxidoreductase activity, acting on the CH-OH group of donors, NAD or NADP as acceptor. Bases 1 to 1083 code for a protein of 360 amino acids. Lineage: Eukaryota; Fungi; Ascomycota; Eurotiomycetes; Eurotiales; Aspergillaceae. The transcript is spliced from 5 exons. The record is from RefSeq and is a predicted model, not a curated record.
AUGACAUCCUCAGUCAAUAGCCAGCAUGUUCUGCUCACCGGUGCGAAUGGCUUCGUUGCCUCGCAUAUCCUAUCCAUCUUGAUCGAACGCGGAUUCGCCGUCACGGCCACAGUGCGGUCGCAAGCCAAGGCCGACGAUAUCAUCACAACACAUCCCUCGUGGAAGGGCAAGAUCACCUUCGCCCUGGUGUCUGAUUUUACCUCGCAGCAGCCAUUCGAUGAAUUGUUCGCAAACACCACGGUGCCGUUCACACAUGUCAUCCACACGGCGUCCCCCGUGAAGUUCAACGUCCAGGAUAUCCAGAAGGAGAUGAUCGAGCCGGCUGUCAUGGGAACCACGGAGAUUCUCAAGAGCGCGCACAGACAUGGAGGGCCGGCUCUGAAACGAUUCGUCCUGCUAAGCAGUGCCGCGACCGUCCUUGACUCGUUCGAGGACCUCACCCGCGAAGGACCCCCUUACACCGAGAAGGAUUGGAAUCCCGUAACCGCCCAGCAAGCCAUCGACCGCAAGGACAUCGUGCUCGGCUACAACGUCUCCAAGAUACAGGGCGAGCAAACCGCCUGGGCAUUCAUGGAGACCAACAACCCCGACUUCGACCUCACCGUGAUCAACCCAGUCGUCAUCACGGGCCCCAUGGCCCACCCGAUCUCGGGCCCGGGCUCGAUCAACGAGACCAACCACUUCGCCAUCGCAAGCUUCAUCGACGGAACACACACGACGGUCGAGGACGUGCGCUUCCCGUUCUGGCAUUUCGUCGAUGUGCGCGACGUCGCGCGAAGCCACGUCGACGCGCUCACGAACCCCGCGGCAGGCGGACAGCGCAUCGUGCUCAUCGCGGGGCUGCUCACCCCGCAGCUGGUCGUGAAUAUCAUCCGCAAGAACUUCCCUGGAUUGAGGGAUCGGGUUCCCGAAGGUAACCCGUCGCAGAUCCUGCCGGCGGGCGUGCAUCCGAAUGACUGGGAUACGCGUCUCAGCUUGGAUGUCCUGUCCAAGGGGACGGCCGAUGGUCGGUGGGAGUAUAUUGAGCUGGAGAAGAGUGUUACCGAUGCUGUGCAGUCGAUGAUUGAUCAGAAGGUGCUGUGA